ACGACGGUGCUUCUCUCUUCUUCUCCUUCUUCCACGAUGAACCGAGCCAACUGUGGUAGCAGCACGGAUCGAUGACGGUGGAGGAUGGCAGGGAUUGAAGACGGUCAAGCUCAGAGGGAGGGUCACGGCAACGGCGCGAAUUCGAAGGUGGUACCGGCGAUGGCGACGACAAGGAACUGGUGGCGCGGAAUCGAUGAUGGGUAAGAUGGUCUGGUGGGGGACCAACGCUACUAUGCGGUGCAGCGACGGGAGAUGCAGUGACGGCGCUGGCGAUCAGCGAACGGGAUGAGGAUCGGCGGUGAGGAGCUGACGGGAGAGGGCACAGAGCAAGCGAGCAGGGGAGGGUGGAGGCGAGCGGUGGCGAUGACAAGUGAUAACCACGGCGAAGCUGCGGGGGCGAGGGGAUUGGCCGUGGGAAGUAAUUACCGGCAGAGGGAGGGCUUCACUGCACUUCCUAUCACUCCCCACUACCCAUUCCACAAUAUAAAACCCUAACCCCCCAAUUCCGCUAUCCCCGCACUACAAAAUUAUCCAGCUCUCUGCAAAUUCUACCUCAAUCACUUCCACUCCGCCGAAAUGACCAAGCUCCCCACUCCUCAACCGCCGCUACCGAUUGUAAUCUUAGAAGUCUAGGCGUCCAACUUGGAAGCCGAAUUCAACCUCAUCCGUGACGAAUGGACGACUUCCCUUUUGGGCUUCGUCUUCUGCCCUCCCCUGCAAUCAACCAGACCAAGCCGAAGAGCUCGUUCACGGAGACGUAGCGGCGGUGGCGCUGGCUACAAUGGACCCGAUCCGCUCUCCCAGGAGAGACCCUUCUCGUGGGUAAGGGAGUGGUCGACGGAACGAAUGUUGAGCAUUUUCAUCGGUGAUGGUGACGGUGGAUAGGGAGAGAUUGCAGCCUAUUGAUAGUGGGAUUUUUUCCAGAAAUACCACUGUUUAAAAAAAAAAUUUCAAAAAU
Molecule: messenger RNA, 958 nt
Organism: Linum trigynum
Lineage: Eukaryota; Viridiplantae; Streptophyta; Magnoliopsida; Malpighiales; Linaceae
Source: the annotation of a GenBank genome assembly